Messenger RNA from Spodoptera frugiperda (fall armyworm), 2222 nucleotides. RefSeq names its product cytochrome P450 4C1. The transcript has 10 exons. The record is from RefSeq and is a predicted model, not a curated record. Lineage: Eukaryota; Metazoa; Arthropoda; Insecta; Lepidoptera; Noctuidae. Bases 549 to 2084 code for a protein of 511 amino acids. Gene Ontology annotation, molecular function: iron ion binding; heme binding; oxidoreductase activity, acting on paired donors, with incorporation or reduction of molecular oxygen.
ACCGUGGGGACAUGUAGGAUCCUUAGCGUACUUGCGGAAAACAUUAAGUACCUAAGAAUGUAGACUUAAUAACCUAUGUUCUAGACGGUAGACAGUAGGGUACAUGCCCUUCUAGUCCGUCAGGUCUAACAAUGUAAUAUCAUCAUUACGUACGUAAGUCUCCAGCCUCAGUUACAACAAAGAGAUGACACUUGCUUCCUAUAACUUAAUUGCAGUGACGACUCCUGCCUUACAACAAUAAUAGUACCUAUGCAUUUAUGACAUUUAAGAAAAAUUAUAUGUUUUUUAAAAUUUGUGUUAAUAGUUAAUAACAGGCGUUCCUUCCUCGUGGUCCGAAGGUUGUUUGUCAACCACGCCAUGAACUUGGCGACCCCGUUGUAUGGAGUGGAAUUAGUGCGAGGCGUAUGUACACAGAGGAAAAUGUUCAUAUAAAUCGCGUGCACUUUAGUGCGGUACGAGUGGAGGCGCGCGCGCGCACCAUGCUCCUCACUUACUGACUCCUCGUUCUACACGUACAUUUGUUACUAGUGAUAAAAUAAAGUGACAAAAUGUUUGUGUGGUUGUUACUUUUGGUUUUUGUGCUGUGGAUGAUCGUUCAGUGGGCUAGAAGGAGACACAUGGUUAAACUGGCUGCAGCUCUUCCAGGACCUAAGAAUGAACUGCCUGGACUUGGCAUUGCACACAAGUUCAUGGGUGAUACUGAAGCUAUCAUGCAUCAGCUGCAACUCUUCAGUUAUGAGAGCAUGGAGAAAAAUGGCGUCCUGAGAGGCUGGUUGGCAAACACGCUAUUCUUUAUCGUGGUCAAUCCCGUCGAUCUCGAGAUGGUGCUGAAGACUUGUCUGGAGAAGGACGAUCUUCACAGGUUCAUCAGGAAAAUUAUAGGGAAUGGAGGAAUAUUCGCUCCAGUGUCCAUCUGGCGUCGUCGUAGAAAGAUCCUUGUGCCAGCCUUCAGCCCUAAAAUAGUAGAGAACUUUGUCCAUGUGUUCGCGGAACAGAGUGAGAAGUUAGUGAGGCAACUCUCAUCUCGAUGUAAUGGCAAAGAAAAGUUUCAGGCCUGGCCGUAUCUUAGCACAUACACCCUGGAUUCUGUUUGUGAAACGACAAUAGGAGUGAAAAUUAACGCACAAGAGAAUCCAGACUCACCCUUCCUAAGAGCGAUGUGUGAUAUCCUGAACUUGAUUUGUAAGAGAAUAUUCCACUUGUGGCUGCAACCAGAUUGGCUGUUCAGGAUGUUCCCGAUGUACAAGAAACACCAAGAGUGCAUACACGCCAUGCAUAAUUUCACAGACCGGGUAAUCGAAAGCAAAAGAGAAGAAUUGAAAAGAGAAAGCAAGUCCAAAACAGAGGUUGACAAUGAGUUUGAUUUAGGUGCGUACAAGAAACAAACAUUCCUAGAUAUACUGAUACACUUAUCUGGUGGUGAAAAUGGAUAUUCCAAUGUAGAAUUGAGAGAGGAAGUGUUAACCCUUACUGUUGCUGGUACUGAUACCUCUGCUGUUGCCAUUGGCUUCACUCUCCAGCUGCUGGGGAAAUAUCCUGAGAUCCAGGAUAAAGUAUAUCAAGAAUUAUGUGAAGUAUUUGAAGAUGAUAGAAUGUUAGUCAAAGAAGAUUUAAUGAAGUUGAAAUAUCUAGAGAGAGUAGUCAAGGAGUCUUUGCGGCUGUUCCCUCCCGUGCCACUUAUUAUAAGGAAAGUCUUAGAAGAUAUUACGUUGCCGUCUGGUCGUGUCCUACCAGCUGGUUCAGGCGUCGCGUGCUCAAUAUGGGGUGUCCACAGAGACCCCAAGUACUGGGGUCCAGACGCUGAGAAAUUUGACCCCGACAGGUUCUUGCCAGAACGAUUUAAUCUAGAACAUGCUUGCAGUUACAUGCCCUUCAGUAAUGGGCCUAGGAACUGCGUUGGUUAUCAGUACGCAUUAAUGUCAAUAAAGACGGCUUUAUCAACAAUAUUGCGGAAAUAUAGGGUUAUUAUGGACACCGAGGAGAGCCCUAACCCUUACAUCAGAGUCAAAAUAGAUAUAAUGAUGAAGGCAGUCGAUGGAUACGAACUGAGACUCGAAAAAAGAGAACAGGAUCACCAACUAUGACGUUUCAAAAGAGAGGGAAAAAUGACAUCACGUUUUUCAUAAGUAAAACCUAACUUUUUAUGUAUUGCGUUAUAGUAUAUACAGCCAGGUUAAUAUGGUUAUUUACUAUUAGAGAUUAAAUGAAUUUUAAUUAAAAUA